Messenger RNA from Cryptomeria japonica (Japanese cedar), 486 nucleotides. RefSeq names its product major pollen allergen Bet v 1-D/H-like. The transcript is spliced from 2 exons. The record is from RefSeq and is a predicted model, not a curated record. Gene Ontology annotation, molecular function: abscisic acid binding; signaling receptor activity; protein phosphatase inhibitor activity. Gene Ontology annotation, biological process: defense response; abscisic acid-activated signaling pathway. The coding region runs from base 1 to 486 and encodes 161 amino acids. Lineage: Eukaryota; Viridiplantae; Streptophyta; Pinopsida; Cupressales; Cupressaceae. Gene Ontology annotation, cellular component: cytoplasm; nucleus.
AUGGUGGCUGGAAGUACAGCAGUGGAAAUAGUGAGUGCAGUGGAGGCCAAGAGGCUGUGGAAUGCAGUAGUGAAGAAUGCACAGACCCUCUUCCCAAAGGCUGCCCCACAAGUGUUUUCAAGCAUCACCACUCUUAGUGGCAAUGGAGGAGUUGGCACCAUCAACCAAGUAAACUUUACCCCUGGGAACAAUGAGUUUAGCUUUGUGAAAGAGAGAGUGGAUGAAAUGGAUGAAGACAAGAUGGUUUACACAGUGAGUCAGCUUGAGGGAGGAAUGGUGGGCAAGACAUUCUGCUCUGUGAAAUCUGAGCUCAAAUUCAGGGCUAACACAGAGGGAGGAUGUGUGAUUACAUGGACAAGUUACUUUGACACCCUUCCUUCUGUCAAUCCUGAUCAGACUAAAGCUGAGAAGGUUAAGACCUCCAUUGUAGCAUUGUUCAAGAAGGUUGAUGAAUACCUUGUCUCUAAUCCCACCUUAUAUUCUUAG